ACCCCGGCCGUGGGUUUUCGUCACUGCAUCCACCGGCCUCGAUUCUUUCCCCAUCCCCACCCCCACCAAAUUACGCACUUCGAUCCAUUGUUCAACCGGGAGCUCUCAGCUCUGCACUAGACCUUGAAUCCAAGACACUUCACAUACACAGUAGUCACGACUCGACCGGUUUCUCUGCCGAAACACACACACCACAUACACGAUGCUUAGCUCAACAGCAACGAUGCUCCGCGCAGGCGUCAGCCGGUCCUCCGGCGCCCUCCAGCCCAUGCUCCUCCGCAGCGCCGCCUGCCCCUGCUCACCCUUCUCCAUGAACACCAAGCUCCAACAACCGACCUCUGUGCGCCCUCUCUCGACGACACCUUCUGCCCUCGUCCUCCGUUUCCGCGCCCAACAACAAGCCCAGACCCAGGCCCAACAGCAGCUCCGCAGAGCUUCCUCCUCCAGCACCCGCCCGCGCUCCGAUGCCGAGCUCGACGCCAACGCCGCCGAGGCCGCCGCCGCAGCGCAAUCAGCCGCCCACGCCGGGGAGCCCGUGCUGGACUGGAACACCUUCUUCAAGCUGCGCAAGACCAGGCGGAGGGUUCAGCUGGCCUUCAGUGUGAUCAUGACGCUGGUCACGUCGGGGGUUGGAGGCGCGGUUCUGAGCACGGGAGUGGCCGACAGCCUGGUGUCGCAGGUGCCGCUGGAGCCCAUGUUUGCGAUCGGUCUGAUGACGGCCAGCUUUGGUGCGCUGGGCUGGCUGAUGGGCCCUCCCAUCGGCGCCAUGGUGUUCAACGCGCUCAAGAGCAAGUACAGGGGUCAGAUGGCGAUCAAGGAGAGCCAGUUCUUUGCGCGGAUCAAGAAGCACCGUGUUGAUCCUAGCGCUAGCUCUAUGGGCAACCCUGUUCCCGAUUUCUACGGCGAGAAGAUCUCCAGCGUUGCUGGCUACAGACAAUGGCUCAAGGACCAGAGGGCCUUCAACAAGAAGCGUACCACCUUCGUUUAGGCACAUCACCGGAAUAGC
Molecule: messenger RNA, 1006 nt
Organism: Neurospora tetraspora
Lineage: Eukaryota; Fungi; Ascomycota; Sordariomycetes; Sordariales; Sordariaceae
Product: Presequence translocated-associated motor subunit pam-17, mitochondrial
Exons: 2
Coding region: 203-988 (261 amino acids)
Biological process (GO): protein import into mitochondrial matrix
Cellular component (GO): PAM complex, Tim23 associated import motor
Source: RefSeq, a predicted model, not a curated record